GUUUCCAGCCGAGCCGCUUUCCCAGCCGGGCCGCAACAUGGCUGCCUCCAGGCCUCCGGGUCUGGGAUAUGUCGCGCUCUCGCGGUCCUGACAGACCCUGACUUCUGUGCGCUCCUUGUUUUCCCUGACCGCUCCAGCAGACAUGUUUGCCAAGGCCUUUCGGGUCAAAUCCAAAACUGCCAUCAAAGGGUCGGACAGGAGAAAACUUCGGGCUGAUGCAGCAGCUGCUUUCCCUGCAAUUAGAACUGACCAGGUCUCUGAAUUAGUACCUGGAAAGGAGGAAAUCAACCUUGUGAAAUUGUAUGCUCACAGAGGGGAUGCAGUGACUGUGUACAUGAGUGGUAGUAACCCCAUCCUGUUUGAACUGGAGAAAAAUCUAUAUCCAACAGUGUACACCCUGUGGUCCUAUCCUGAUCUUCUCCCAACUUUCACAACAUGGCCACUAGUGCUGGAAAAAAUGGUGGGGGGAGCAGAUUUGAUGUUGCCUGGAUUAGUGGUGCCCCCUGCUGGUCUGCCUCAGGUACAGAAGGGUGACCUCUGUGCCAUUGCCUUAGUGGGGAGCAGAGCCCCAGUUGCCAUUGGAAUUGCUUCCAUGUCCACAGUGGAGAUGCUGGCUUCAGGCCUGAAAGGAAGGGGCUUCUCUGUGCUCCACACCUACCAGGACCACCUGUGGCGAUCUGGAGACAAAUCUUCUCCACCCUCCAUUGCUCCACUGACCCUGGAUCCUCCAGAUCUCAGUGAAGAGACAGGGUCCAUCCAGGCAGACUGCACUCUGCUGGGAGGCAUGAGACAACUGACCCUGGAAGGGAUGGAAGAGGAAAAUGGGGAGUUUCAUCAGAUAUGUGGGGAGAAGCCCCUGUCACAAGCUUCUGAAGAGCCCAGUGUCAGCAUCCAGACCCCUAACCCCACUGACAGUGGGACCCUUCAAGAGCAAAUGGAUGAACUGUUGAAGCGAUGUUUCUUGCAUGCUUUGAAGUGCCGAGUUAAAAAGGCUGACCUCCCUUUACUCACCAGCACUUUCCUUGGCAGUCAAAUGUUCUCCUGCUGCCCCGAAGGCCAACUACUGGACAUCAAGAAGUCAAGUUACAAGAAGCUCUCUAAGUUCCUGCAGCAAAUGCAGCAGGAGCAGAUUAUACAGGUGAAGGAGCUGAGCAAAGGGGUGGAGAGCAUUGUGGCUGUGGAUUGGAAACACCCGAGGAUCACAUCUUUCGUCAUACCCGAGCCCUCCCCGACCUCCCAGACUGUCCAGGAGGGUAGCAGGGAACAGCCCUAUCACCCUCCAGAUAUAAAAUCCCUCUACUGUGUCCCAGCCAGCAUGACCCUGCUCUUCCAGGAGUCUGGCCACAAGAAGGGGAACUUUCUUCAAGGCAGUGAGGUGCGGACAGUUGUCAUUGACUACAUCAAGAAAAAUGAUCUGGUUGAUGCAGACAACAAAAAUCUUGUGAAAUUGGAUCCCAUCCUAUGUGACUGCAUCUUAGAGAAAAACGAGCAGCACACAGUCAUGAAGCUUCCAUGGGACCAUCUUUUAACCAGGUGUUUAGAAAAAAUGCAGCCUGCCUAUCAAGUGACCUUUCCCAGACAGGAGCCCAUUUUGAAGAAAGGAAAGAUCUGCCCAAUUGACAUCACCCUGGCACAGAGAGCUUCUAAUAAAAAGGUCACUGUGGUCCGGAAUUUGGAGGUCUAUGGACUCGACCCAUGCUCAGUGGCUGCCAUUCUCCAGCAGCGAUGCCAGGCCAGCACUACUGUCACUCCUGCCCCUGGUACCAAGGACAGCCUGCAAGUCCAGAUCCAGGGAAACCAGGUCCACCACCUUGGCUGGCUGUUGCUUGAAGAGUAUCAUCUUCCUCGAAAAUAUAUCCAAGGCCUAGAGAAGGCCCCCAAACCUGGCAAGAAGAAGUGACAGACUUUUCAUGCAGUGAAUAGAGUGAAAAUUCAAGCUCCAGGCUGGUAAUUUAUAUGAGCAUUUUCAGCAUUUAUAAAUAAAAAUAUAGUUCUUUACUAAAAUAAACUUUUAUUCUCUUCUAAA
Erinaceus europaeus (western European hedgehog) is the source of this 2026-nucleotide messenger RNA. It is a transcript of the gene EIF2D, whose product is annotated as eukaryotic translation initiation factor 2D. Bases 143 to 1900 code for a protein of 585 amino acids. The record is from RefSeq and is a predicted model, not a curated record. The transcript has 15 exons. Gene Ontology annotation, molecular function: translation initiation factor activity; RNA binding. Gene Ontology annotation, biological process: formation of translation preinitiation complex; translational initiation. NCBI's taxonomy places the organism in Eukaryota, Metazoa, Chordata, Mammalia, Eulipotyphla, Erinaceidae.